AUGGGCUUUGCUGUUGCAAGGCCUUCACUGGAAUAUUUUGACAAUCCUUUUGCUGUUGAGAACGAAUCCAAAGAGGUCCGGUCUGCGGCCAUUAAACGGCUCCUUGAGGUGUUCGGCAUGGAGGAUCCACCUCUUCCUCGAGGUCACAAACAACCCCCUCAGUACAUGCUUGACUUGUAUAACACCGUUGCAGAUGUGGACGGCGUCACUAAAGAUCCCUACCUUCUUGAGGGAAAUACAGUUCGCAGUUUUUCCGACAAAUUGCACAGCGAACAAGUCGAAUUCCUGUUUAAUUUGUCCACGGUUGCCAGAAGUGAGAAAGUUCUUACUGCUGAACUCCAUCUAUUCAAGUUGCGACCACAAGCUUCAUCGCAUUUUAACAGAUAUCAUUUCUGCCAGGUCAGUGUUUAUCAGGUCCUUGAUACUACCAAAAGGAACAUGACUCAGGGAAAAAAGCUGCUGUCCUCUCGACUAAUCCCUGUACACUCUACUGGCUGGGAGGUCUUCACUAUUACACAAGCAGUACGCUCUUGGACUACGGAUGAAGGUAGCAAUUUGGGGCUGAUGGUGACAGUGAAAACUCUGGGAGGAAGCCAGAUGGACACAAAGGUUGUUCGCUUUGCUUUAGGUCGCAAUCAUCACCAGAGCAAGCAGCCUAUGCUGGUCCUCUUCACUGACGACGGCCGCCGUUCAGCCUCAGUCGAGCACAUAAAAAAUCUCAAUGAUAGCCCUGCGCCCCCCAUCCUGCCACAUCUGCCCAUGCCAGCAGCUGCCCGCCGUAGCGCCCGCGCCUCGGACUACGGGGGCGAGGACGAAGGCGAGAAAACGUACUGCCAGCGCCAGCCGCUCUACGUGGACUUUGAGGAGAUCGGCUGGUCCGGUUGGAUCGUGUCUCCGCGGGGUUACAACGCCUACCACUGCAAAGGCUCCUGCCCCUUCCCGCUGGGCCAGAACAUGAGGCCUACCAACCACGCCACCGUCCAGUCCAUCAUCAAUGCCCUCAAGCUGACCAAGGGCAUCGAGACGCCGUGCUGCGUCCCCGACAAGCUCUUCUCCAUCAACUUGCUCUACUUCGACGACGAGGAGAACGUGGUGCUGAAGCAGUACGACGACAUGGUGGCAGGGAGCUGCGGCUGUCACUGA
Molecule: messenger RNA, 1143 nt
Organism: Hypomesus transpacificus
Lineage: Eukaryota; Metazoa; Chordata; Actinopteri; Osmeriformes; Osmeridae
Gene: admp
Product: anti-dorsalizing morphogenic protein
Exons: 5
Coding region: 1-1143 (380 amino acids)
Biological process (GO): SMAD protein signal transduction
Cellular component (GO): extracellular region
Molecular function (GO): cytokine activity; growth factor activity
Source: RefSeq, a predicted model, not a curated record